This is a messenger RNA of Pieris macdunnoughi, 1536 nucleotides long. The record is from the annotation of a GenBank genome assembly. Lineage: Eukaryota; Metazoa; Arthropoda; Insecta; Lepidoptera; Pieridae.
AUGAGUACAAAGGGCAAGCGGCCGAUGCGUGCCCUGACCCCUGGAGAUAAGAUCGAAGCCAUUCAGCGAGUUAAUGAUGGUGAAUCAAAGGCUUCAGUUGCAAGAGACAUUGGCGUUCCCGAAUCUACUCUUCGAGGCUGGUGCAAGAAUGAGGACAAACUCCGUUAUAUGACUUCGCGUUUGUCAUCACCUGAAACUGAUAAGAGCAAUGAUGGAGAACCCCCAGACAAGAGAGCACGAACGGAAUCCCCUACUGGUCCCCAAUCGCCUGCCACUGCUGGUCUUGAUCUCACUUCUUCCGUCAGCGUACCGCAUACUGUAUCCCAACCGAUUCCGCCUGCUGACGCACCCGUCGAACUGACCACUAAACGUGCUGAGCCCUCUCCCCCGCCCCAUGCCCCUCGCGACCGCCGCCCUGAUCCCGGAGCCAGUGUCUCAAUGAGUGCUAUUAGCCCACUAUCCGGUCUCGGCCAUUUGCCGGGCCUCGCUCACUCACAUUUAGGACUGAGCUUUAAUGAAAUUGCAACCAACUUAACCUUAUUAGCUCAACUGAAUCCUGGCCUAUCAGCUCUAUCCGCUCAACCCGCAAGUCGCGCUUUACGUUCAGUUCGCUCCCCCAAACCUACACAUAACGGUGUCUUAAAUCUCAAUGACAACAAACAUCGUAGCAAAUCAAGCCAUUCAACGGAUCACUACAGACACAGUUCCAAAUCAAGUCACCAUGGUGUCCCACAGAAUCCUGCAAAUCAGCCUGUUGACGAUACACUGUGGUAUUGGCUCAAGACGCAGCAAGCUAUGCUCGAUCUAACUGCACAAACAACAGCCGCUCAUCCCUUACAAUUAAGUAAGCCUAGUGAACCGACAUUACCACCGAAACCCGUUGCUCCCGCGCCUCCCAUCGGCUCCCAUCUUGACUAUAAUAGGAAUUCUUGGUUAUGGCAAUACUACAAACAAUUCGGAGGGGCCAUGCCAUUACCAGAAGAUAAACUUAAGUCAGCAUCGCAGGUACCAAGAGAUAAAGCAGCAGAAAACAUUCUGUACUCCCAUUUAACAAAAGGUAAACCAGAAGAACACAUCGCAACUAUAACACCGCCAUCGCCACCGAGACACCAUCAGGACCUGCAGAGAGUUCCAGACCAUGAGGAAACACGCUUGCCUGAAGCGGAAACUUUAACGACCCCGGAACUGGGUACUGAAAAUAAAGAGCCUGUGUCUGAUAGAAGCUCGGAGACUGGCAGAAGUCAGAUAAAAGCUCGGACUGUGCUCGACAACUUACUAUUUAAUAACUCAAACCAACCACAAGGAAGUGACGAUGCUAAAAUCAACAGUAUGUACAAUGGCGGAUGGGAGUCAGGCACGGCAGAGGCGCUAGAACAUGGGGAGAAAUUCUUAGCGUGGCUAGAGGCGAGUGGCGACCCUAGCGUGACGCGUAUGCACGUGCACCAACUGUCUGCCCUGUUGCAUAACCUGCGCACGCGGCGGGCGGCCGUGCCCGUUGCGCCGGCUGGGACCACCGAUGGCGCACGUCGCAAAUAA